AUGACAGGACCGAAAUGCAAAUCGCCGACACCGGAUCCCUCACGAUCUGCUGCUCUUCUAAUCCGAGUCCGAACGAAGGAAGAGGCAGCAAGUAGGCGCAGCUGCAGAGCGGAGGUUUUGAAUGGACUCAUCUACAGGUCUGAAAACCCUAACCGCCAUAACCACCCCUCUCCAUUUUCGCUGCAGAGCUCAUCUACUCCGCCCGCUUCACUUGGCGCAACUGAAAAAGGCAAUGGGAGUGGUUUGCCUAACGGUGUUGGUCAGGCGGUCGGCGCGGUUUCACAGAACAAGCUGCUUCAAGUGAUUCCUGGUAACACUGGAUGCAUUGCUAGAACUUGUGCAGCAUCAGCCGUUGGACUACACUUAGUUGGGCCAUUAGGUUUUCAGGUGGAUGACACAAAGCUAAAGCGCGCUGGAUUAGAUUAUUGGCCAUAUGUAGUUGUCAAAGUGCAUAAUUCAUGGGGGGAAUUCUUGAAUUAUUUCAAUCAACAGGAUGGAGAAAAACGGCUUUUGGCAUUCACUAAAAGAGGAACAGCUAUUCAUUCAGAUUUUUCGUACAGAAGGGGUGAUUGGCUUAUAUUUGGCUCCGAAACUAGUGGAUUACCCCCUGAAGCCCUGCUUGACUGCCAGAGCAAAACAUUGGGCGGAGGGACUAUUCGGAUUCCAAUGGUUGAAACUUAUGUUAGGUGUUUGAAUCUGUCUGUUAGUGUUGGUAUUGCUUUAUAUGAAGCUGCUAGACAGCUAAACUAUGAACAGCUACAAUGCCCGGCCGGAGCUAAUGUUGGGAAUGAUGAGUCAUUUGUUGUAGAAGAUAUCUUUGCUUGA
Molecule: messenger RNA, 825 nt
Organism: Thlaspi arvense
Lineage: Eukaryota; Viridiplantae; Streptophyta; Magnoliopsida; Brassicales; Brassicaceae
Source: the annotation of a GenBank genome assembly